AUUAUCAUCGUGGAGGUCAAAUACGAGCUUAUACUUGAGUUGUUCGACUGUGCCGCCACCGGAGCCAAUCGAACCCUAAAACCACACUUUACGGUGGUCGAGACGUCAAGCUUCUCGUGCUCGCUCUCCAGAAGGCCGGCCGGCGAAGAAUAAAGGAUGGGAAAAGGAACCGAUCUUUGGGAUGACUCCGCUCUCAUCAAUGCUUUCGAUCACGCCAUGUCCACCUACAAGGCAAUGCAUAGGGAAAGCUAUCCAGUCAAUCCUCUUGAGGAAAAAACACUUACAAGUGAAAGUAAUCAAGACAAGCCUGGGCAUACUGAGAUUUUGACAAGGGAAAUAGAUGACCAUGGUGAGAAUAAUGUGAUGAAGGAUGUAACAGAAACUAAUAUGCCUUCCUACAAGGAUCUGACAUCUACUGAAGGGCUUCAGUCUCGAGAAGGCAGUCUAGGUGCAAAUAUAUGCCCCACAGAGUCUAAUCCAUGCUUGUCAGAUUUCCCUGUAGCCGCUAUGGAGACUGAUAAAUAUAAUUAUCAACAAAGUGUUGAGUACAAUAAUCUCCUUAAACAGUAUUAUGAACUCGAGGAGCAGAGGCAAAAGGUUCUCCAACAACUCCAGCAAGCAAAUUAUUGGAUUUACCAAGAUCCAGUUCAAUCUGGCCAACAUCAAGCAGAGCAAGUUCCAACCAAUAAUGUUUCUGAUAGUUGUUCACAACCAAUAUGUUCCUUGUGCUCAUGCCCUUCUUUAGCUCUUCCAUCAAUCACAGCAUCUUCUUGUGCCAUAUGUGGCCCUUCAUUUGGAGGCUAUUAUUGCUGGCCACAAAGCUGCUCUAUGUCACUUCCUCAUCAAUUUUCAGGUGGUCAAGGUCACAUUCAAAGUGGUAUAUGUUCUGUUGGCGCAUCAUGCACAGGAGAUCCUUCAAAGAAAACCACUCAUAUGGAUGACCAAGCUGUCGGAAUAACAGAAAAGGAGAAGGGAAAGGAAGAAGAAAUUUCAGAUUGUGGUACCAACCAGGAAACUGAUCUUGCUGUUGUCCUAAGUGCAUGGUAUUCUGCAGGAUUCCACACUGGCAGGUACCUUUCUGAGCAAUCCAGGAGAAAAGCUCCUCAAUAGAAAUCUUCGGCUUCCAUGAUGUCUUGGGUGGGCGAUGACAGGUGCAUGUUCUGUUCGGUGCUGGAAACUAUUAAUAUCAUGAUUCCACAUUCAAGAGAAGUUCGCUACAUCUCGUUUUACUUGCCUAGAAUUUUGCUCGAUGGUCAUGCAUAACUGUACUGUUAAGUUUCAGUUUCUGCUUGAGGUAUGUAUGGGAUUAAUGUUCGUGUAAAUUCUUGAUGUCUUUAGUGGAUAUGUGGAGUGUUUUUUAUCGUUACUAUGUAGCCGAAUCAGCAGUAGCAUGAACUUUCUUGGCCAUUUAAGAAUUUUGUGACUAGCAGAA
This is a messenger RNA of Musa acuminata AAA Group (dessert banana), 1432 nucleotides long. RefSeq lists its product as uncharacterized. NCBI's taxonomy places the organism in Eukaryota, Viridiplantae, Streptophyta, Magnoliopsida, Zingiberales, Musaceae. The transcript is spliced from 6 exons. The record is from RefSeq and is a predicted model, not a curated record. Bases 157 to 1110 code for a protein of 317 amino acids.